UUGGGGGGUGGAGGGGAGAGGGAGCGGCAUAAGUGAGGACAAUGAGGUAUCACAGAUCUAGAUAUGCUAGAUCACAGCAGCCGGUCUUGGCUGCCAGGGCGCUGGGCCGCUGGUCUUCCUCCCGUUGGCCAGGUCCCAGUGAUGACUUGAGAUUUUAGUAUCUCUGUACUCAAGCCCCCCCCCGGGGGUGGGGGAAGCAGCAAAGCAGCGCCAGAAUGGAAAUAACGGAAUGGGGCGGAAUAGAGUGGGAUCCCAGCACAGCAGAGCUCAGGGGUGGUUUAGCAGAGCCCAUCCAGAAGGGCUGUGUGUUAGAGACUAGUGCGUGCAGGGCUGGGUGAAUGGAGGCAGGGGAGAUUGGUCCAGAUGUUUGCUCGAUGUAAAGUGUGAGGAGGGUACUACCUCAUACAUUUAGUGGACUUUGGAGGAGGGACCAUAGCUGGCUGGAAGAGGGCAUUCCUUGCAUUCAGAGGGGCCCAGGCAUCUCCAGAGAGUGGGUUGGAAAGGGCCAGAGGCCCUGCAGAAGGGUUGCUAGCCAGAGUUGAUGAAAUCUGACCUGGUAUAAGGCAAUUUCUGAUUGGGGGACAGGAACAAGUUAAAGGUGUCUAGCCCAGGCCCUGGUAAAUCAAGGUGAGCCUUCCAAGAGACACAGAAUCAUAGGACAGUAGAGUUAGAAGGGGCCUAUACAGGAAUCCAAGUUAAUCAACAUUUGUGCCCUAAGUUUGAGCAAAGGAGACAGGUAUGGAUUUUGCUUUUGAAUCUUGUAUGCAUGUGUUGUGUCAGGGAGGGGGGAUUUAUCCCAGCAAUAGCUGAACCUCUGUCUGACACCCCCAGAGCUCAAGGGUUCUGCCGGCUAUAAGAGGAGCUAUAAAAGGGGGCGGACAGAGAAAACUCAAGGCUCCUGCAGCUUGCCUGACACAAUAACAACACUGCUGUCUCACACCUGAAUCACCUGGUACACAAUGAGCUUCAAAUAACAAUAUUGAUCAUGAUCUACUGGAGUGUUCUUCAACCUUGGGUCCCCAGAUGUUGUUGGACUAUAACUUCCAUCAUCCCUGACAAUUAACCAUGCCGUCUGGGAAUGAUGGGAGUUCUAGUUCAACAACAUCUGGAGACCCAAGGUUGAAGAACAGUGAUAUAGUGAGUGGGUCAGAAUGGAGUCCCAGGUCCUUACCAUGCUGCUUACAAGUGCUUGAUCAUACACACCACACUCUUCAAUGGUCUCAUUAUGUGAAGGGUAGUUGGUGUCUCCAUAGAAUUAAAGACAGAAUCCUUGGCUGUGGGGUGUUUCAUUCUCCACUAAGAUCAAUAACAGUUGUUUGAACACUCUGUGGCACAUGUUACAGUGGAGCUUUUAGUGUGAGGCCAAACUGGCUGGAAAGCUAUCAAGUAUGGAUAGAUAUGAACUCAAUACUGGAAGCAUCAGUUAGAAAAGACAAAGAAGGCACCGGGAAGGCCUGAGAUGAGCAUUUUUAUAGGCUAUCAUCAAGCUAAGGAAUAAAAAUUAUUCUCCCUUCAUGGGUACUUAACACCAGAGACAGCUAAAGGCAAAGGAGAAUAGAUGAAGGGAUGGAUAGGUUAAGGAUGAAGAAGGAAAAAAGAAAUUGAUAGAAGGAAAACUGGAUCAUUUAUGUAUGCCAGCAGUGGGGAACCUCUGGCCCUCCAGAUGUUGCUGACCUGCAACUCCCAGCAUCCAUAGCAAGCAUGGCCAGUGAUCAGGGAUGAUGGUAUUGUAGUUCAGCAACAUCUGGAAGGCCAGAGGUUCCCAUCACCUGUGGUAUGGGAUUGUAUAAGACAAGUGGUGUAAUUAUGCAAGGAGCUGGAGGAGUGCAGAAAACUGCAUGUACCUAUCAAGUCUUCCCACCAGGAACAACCCUGAUCUGAACCCAAGUCUGAAGCUGUGUCUUGUCACCACUGCAAUAUCUCUGGGUUUUGCCAUAUUCAUCUUGAUCUACCUGCAACCAUGUGUAGACCAUUUUGGGGCAUCUAACAGCAUCUCAGAUAGAUGCUCUAAAAUACCCGACCCUUUCCAGGGAACACAUACCUGAUAAAUGUAAGUAGCACACUUGCACAUUGGAAUAGGCUGCUCUAAACACCAUAAAGCCCCAUGGAAUGAAUACUCGAUUUCUGCAUGAGUCCAUGGCCUUAUGGAAUUAGUCCCCUUUUAAUAUCACUCCCCUAGAUUUCUUAACUGUAUUGUAUGCGUUUUUAUCUAUUUUAAGUUUGUGGGUUUUUGUAUGAUUUUAUUGUGAGCCACCCUGAGUGCCUUGUUUUAGGGCAGAAGGGCAGGAUAGAAAUAUUUUAAAUAAUAAAUAAUAUUGCUGGCCAAGCCCCUCAGCAAUUUUCAAGUGGUCUGGGGACGACGACAAAGUUUGGGAACCUCUGCCCUAAAGUAUAAUUUCAUUCUCCCCACCCUUUAACAAAGAGGUUAAUGUGAUACAUGAAGCUAUUAUUAUUAUUAUUAUUAUCAUCAUCAUUGGCUGUUUUCUCCUAAAGAGCCUCUCUGUUUUUUAACAUAAAUUGAGGGCACAGUAUGAGAAAAGGAUGAAUGAAAGGAGGGAUAGUCCAGGGUGGUACAAAAGGAUACAAACGAAGAGGGAAAGGAUGAAAGUGGAGAGAGAUAAAAUGUACAGGGUUGGGUUGAGGGAUGUUGCAGCAGGGCGUAAAACAGAGAGGGAAGCUUGUAGUAACAGAGGUUGCCUGAGCACCAUCCUUCCCUCCUCCCCUUGAAAGAGAAAAUGUUUUGGCUCCUCCCGCAGCCCUCUCCCCUAGAUGGAACAGCUGCCUCUGCCCUGUAAGACCCGGCAAAAGCGACUGCCCGCCUCUUUUUCCUGCUCUCGGCCAAUAAGCAGCAGUUGGGCUAUGAGGCGGGGCUUGUCGCUGCGCUCCUGGGUGGGUUUUUAUUUUUAUUUUUUGAAUGGAAAUAGGCGGUGGGCGAGUCAUCGCCUAAGACUGCAGAUCGCGGCCGACGCUCAGUUGCACCGUAACUCAAGAGCUGGGAGGAAGGGAAGGGAACAGCAAGCAAGCAUCGUUGGCUGAGAAAGGGAGUGGGAGCAGGAAGAGAAAAAGAGGCCGUGGGAGCGGAGUCUUCUUGGGAUUUCCAUGCCACUUCGCGCAGCAGGGCUCCGGCGGGGAAGAUGCUGGUGAGGAAGAGGCAGUGGCUGCAGAUGCAGCGCAAGAGGAUGUACCCGCUCUGGUGCCGGCACGGACUGUUAUGUCAGAGCAUCUGAGCAGGGAGAGGAGUUGAAACCUCCAGCCGGCACUCGGCACAGCAGAGCAGGACCCAAGCCGGGCGCUUGUUACCGCGAUCAUGUCUCCAGGGAAGAGUUCCGCUCUUUCCGUUGCAAAUGGCCCCUUCAGAUGUGUUGGCGUCCCAAUUAAUGGAUACUGACAUGGAUUAUGAAAGGCCAAACGUAGAAACUAUCAAGUGUGUUGUGGUUGGGGACAAUGCUGUGGGCAAGACUAGGCUCAUUUGUGCCCGAGCUUGUAAUGCCACACUGACUCAGUACCAGCUUCUUGCCACCCAUGUGCCCACAGUCUGGGCAAUCGACCAGUAUCGUGUUUGCCAGGAGGUAUUGGAGCGCUCCCGAGAUGUGGUAGAUGAUGUUAGUGUGUCCUUGAGGCUUUGGGACACGUUUGGAGACCAUCACAAGGAUAGGCGUUUUGCUUAUGGAAGAUCUGAUGUUGUAGUAUUAUGCUUCUCCAUCGCUAACCCCAACUCCCUACACCACGUGAAGACCAUGUGGUACCCAGAGAUCAAGCAUUUCUGCCCCCGAGCUCCUGUCAUCCUCGUAGGUUGCCAGCUUGACCUUCGCUAUGCUGAUCUAGAAGCAGUCAAUCGCGCCAGGCGGCCUUUAGCCAGACCAAUCAAACCCAAUGAAAUUCUCCCCCCAGAGAAGGGGCGAGAGGUGGCCAAAGAGCUGGGGAUCCCCUAUUAUGAGACCAGCGUAGUAGCUCAAUUUGGCAUUAAGGAUGUCUUUGAUAACGCUAUCCGAGCUGCCCUCAUCUCCCGCCGGCAUCUCCAGUUCUGGAAGUCCCACCUGCGUAAUGUUCAGAGGCCAUUGCUCCAGGCCCCUUUCUUGCCCCCUAAGCCACCCCCACCCAUCAUAAUUGUUCCUGACCCUCCUUCCAACAAUGAGGAGCACCCAGCUAACUUGCUGGAGGAUCCCUUGUGUGCAGAUGUCAUCCUGGUGCUGCAAGAGAAAAUCAAAAUCUACGCGCAUAAGAUCUACCUCUCCACCUCCUCCUCCAAGUUCUAUGACUUGUUCUUGAUGGACCUGAGUGAGGAGAGCCAGCAGGGGACAAUGGGAAGCGGCACCACUGGGGCUGGUGUUGCUGAGCGGACCCUCCAUCAGGAGGAAAGGCAUCAUCAUGGCCGGGAGUUCCUCUUGAGAGCUGCUAGUUUUGAUAUCUGUGAGAGUGCUGAGGAAGCUGGCUCCGGCCAGCAAAAACCGUGCCUUAGAGCUUCCACCAGCGACGGGAUAUUGCGAGGCAACAACUAUGGGGAACGAGGGCUAAAGCGGGGGCGGAUCCUCUCCUCUUGGAGCCGUGCCUUUGUCAGCAUCCAGGAGGAGAUGGCAGAUGACCCUAUGACGUACAAACCCCGACUUAUGGUGGUGGUGAAGAUGGACCCUUCUAUCCAACUGGGGCCCUUCAGGGCUGUGCUCAAAUAUCUGUACACGGGUGAACUGGAUGAGAAUGAAAGGGACCUGAUGCACAUUGCCCACAUUGCUGAGCUGCUGGAAGUCUUCGACCUCAGGAUGAUGGUGGCCAACAUCCUGAACAAUGAGGCAUUCAUGAACCAGGAGAUCACCAAAGCCUUCCACGUUAGGAGAACCAACCGUGUUAAGGAGUGUCUGGCCAAGGGGACUUUUUCUGAUGUCACCUUUAUACUGGAUGAUGGUGCUAUCAGUGCCCACAAGCCCUUGCUAAUCUCCAGUUGUGACUGGAUGGCUGCUAUGUUUGGGGGUCCAUUUGUGGAGAGCUCAACCCAAGAGGUGGUGUUACCUUACACCAGCAAGAGCUGCAUGCGGGCGGUGCUUGAGUACCUGUACACUGGCCAGUUUUGUUCCACAUCCGACCUUGAUUACAUGAAGCUCAUCAUUCUGGCCAACCGCCUGUGUCUUCCACACCUAGUUGCACUCACAGAACAGUUCACAGUGUCUGGUCUGAUGGAAGCAACUCAGAUGUUAGUGGAUAUUGAUGGUGAUGUCCUUGUGUUCCUGGAGUUGGCUCAGUUCCAUGGUGCCUACCAGCUUGCCGACUGGUGCCUCCAUCACAUCUGCACCAACUACAACAACAUCUGCCGCAAGUUCCCUCGAGAAAUGAAAGCAAUGUCAGCAGAGAACCAGGACUACUUUGAGAAGCAUCGGUGGCCCCCAGUUUGGUACCUGAAGGAGGAAGACCACUAUCAGAGGGCCAGGAAAGAGCGGGAGAAGGAAGACUAUCUCCACCAAAAACGGCAGCCGAAGAGGAGAUGGCUUUUCUGGAAUGCCUCCUCCCCUUCCCAGUCACCUUCCUCAUCAGCAGCCACAGCAUCAUCAUCCUCUUCCUCUUCCUCCUCGGCUGUGGUCUGAGAGAUGUGCUGCCCAAACCCAUGUGCGCACACACUUCAGUCUCUCUGGGAAGGGAGCUGACCACCUUGAGCCAACAUCUGGCUCAGCAAGCUUGGAGAGGAUGCCACAGCUAAAACCCUCAGUUGAGAAAACAAGCAUGAACGUCCCUGGGAGGCUAGCAAGAACCUGUACAGGUGGAGCUCAAGGUCCAGAGCAUCCUACAUCUUCAUACAGAGCUCUUUCUAGCUGGUCCCAAUCCUUGUCUCAGCCAGUGUAGGCACACAGCAGCUGGAGGCCAUCCAGACAGAAUGGAAGGCCGGCCAAAUUUAUUUAAAAGGGGGCACACAUCUAGCAGGACAGACCUCAUGUUUACAGGAAUGCAAGAGGUUUAUAUUAAUAUUCUGCUACAAGGAAAAUGCAGCUGUUCUGCAUUGUUUUAUUGAGGUUUCUCCCCACCCACACACCCUUUAGAAAGAGCAAAAAAAGUGAUUGGGUGCUUCACAGCCCUCUGCACCAUAACAUUUCAAGAUGCUGAAGACAGGCACUGCGGCUGAGGGUUUGGUUCCUGGGCUCCUUUUGAUGAGGUGGCCAUUUUUCUGUUGCACGUCCACCCAGGCUGUUGGCUUUCACCAACGCAUACAUACUGGGAGCACCAAAUGGCUGUGAACCCUCCACGUGAAAGGCAGGCCUCUGUGGAGGAAGCACAGGCCAGUGGACACUCCAAAUCUGCACUAGGCUUGAAUUGCAACAGGAAAAGGUCCUAGAACAGAGAAUCUGCCUGUGAAGGCUGGAAAAAUUGCUGCUUUUUCUUCUUUCUCUUUAUCUGCACCAUAAGCUACCAAGUCAACUAGACCAAGGAGGGUGAGUUAAGAAGGUUGGAGAGAGCAUGUUCCAUCCUGGCCUGUGCUGGCCAAGAUGUUUGGGAAUGCGUUACUUCUGAAAGAACAGGAGACCCUAGCUGUUUUUAAUGAGGCAAACCAAUACAACACCAACAACUUGGAGUUUAGUGUGCAAGGUUCUGUUGUAAUAAAUGGCAUUUUAAAAAGA
This is a messenger RNA of Rhineura floridana, 6599 nucleotides long. It is a transcript of the gene RHOBTB2, whose product is annotated as Rho related BTB domain containing 2. The record is from RefSeq and is a predicted model, not a curated record. Gene Ontology annotation, molecular function: GTPase activity; GTP binding; protein binding. The coding region runs from base 3345 to 5573 and encodes 742 amino acids. Gene Ontology annotation, biological process: small GTPase-mediated signal transduction. The transcript has 10 exons. Lineage: Eukaryota; Metazoa; Chordata; Lepidosauria; Squamata; Rhineuridae.